AUGGCGCAGGCACAACCGCUGCAGGGCGUAUCGAUACCGCGCUACGAGACACGCACGAGCACCGCCUCGUCGUACACGGUCUACGCCGUGGUGGUGCAGCUGCCCGUUCGCUCCUGGACCGUGUACCGGCGCUACUCGGAGUUCGUGCGGCUCGACAAGAAUCUCGCUGCCAGCGCCUCUUCGUCCGGCGAGCCGGGUGGCGCAGGCAAACCGGCACCCCGUCCAUUGCCACCGCGAGAACGCGCGCGAGAGUGGAAGAAGACGUUUUCGGGUUUCCUGUCGUUUGCCUCGGUCGAUGCGGUGCAAGACGACGAGAUGUGGCUCAAGCAGCGCAUGCACGAUCUCGAGCUGUAUCUCAAGGAUAUUGUCAUGGAUGCGGAUGCAAGCUGGCGUGAGUCCGACGCGUUCAAGUCGUUCAUCGAGUGGCCGGUGAACGUCAAGAUGGUCACCUCUUCCACCUCGCCCCGCAAACCCACCCCUACCACAAACUCGGCGCCGCGUACAGCGUCCAUGCCGGGGGCUCUUGCGGGUACACGUACACUUGGCCAAGCAGCGGCGGAUGCACCGCGUCCACCUGCGCGGGAGACAGACACCACACGGCCGCUCAACAAUACACAGCUGUUCCAGUCGCAAACCGACGCCAUGGACCAGCAGGACGAGCAGCUGCUCAACCUCGCCGCCAUCCUGCGUCGACAGCGCCAAAUGGGCGAGGCGAUCAAUCAGGAACUCGGCGAACAGACCGAGCUGCUGGGCCAGUUGGAUACCGAGGUGGAGUCGACACAGACGAAACUCAGCAAGGCGGACGCAAAGAUGGAUCGAUUCGAUGGAGGUGCUGCCAAACGCAAGGCGGGCAUCGGGCGCAAGUUCUAG
Molecule: messenger RNA, 870 nt
Organism: Moesziomyces antarcticus
Lineage: Eukaryota; Fungi; Basidiomycota; Ustilaginomycetes; Ustilaginales; Ustilaginaceae
Exons: 1
Coding region: 1-870 (289 amino acids)
Molecular function (GO): phosphatidylinositol binding
Source: RefSeq, a predicted model, not a curated record